Messenger RNA from Cyphellophora europaea CBS 101466, 393 nucleotides. RefSeq lists its product as uncharacterized. NCBI's taxonomy places the organism in Eukaryota, Fungi, Ascomycota, Eurotiomycetes, Chaetothyriales, Cyphellophoraceae. The record is from RefSeq and is a predicted model, not a curated record. Bases 1 to 393 code for a protein of 130 amino acids. The transcript is spliced from 4 exons.
AUGUCUCGACGUGGCAUUCAGCUCCUAGGUGUGGCCGCCGCUGGUGGUGUCGGUUACUACCUCUACAAUGCUGGCGGAGAUCCGAAGGUAGCACAGAAGAAGAUGGAAGCCGACGCUUCGAAAGCUAGCGCAAAAUUCAAGGACGAGAUCCCGGGCCGUACAAAGGAAGCCGAGAAGAAAGCCGAGACUCUUUCACAGCAAGCAUCAAGCCAGCUAGACAAAGCUAGCAAAGACACCAAGAGCGCUCUUAGCGACGCCGAAGCCCGAGCCAAGGAGUACAAGGAAAAGACCGGAAAAGAGCUCAACACCGCCAUUGACAAGUUCGACAAGACGGUGGAAGACAAGGCAGCUCAGGCCAAGAGUGGCAUUAGCAGCUGGUUCGGCGGGAAGUAA